Caenorhabditis sp. 36 PRJEB53466 is the source of this 6804-nucleotide messenger RNA. NCBI's taxonomy places the organism in Eukaryota, Metazoa, Nematoda, Chromadorea, Rhabditida, Rhabditidae. The record is from the annotation of a GenBank genome assembly.
AUGGGAAUUACCGGAUUGUGGAAAAUUGUGGAGCCGACGGCCACCGAGAUUCCGUUGGAAUGUUUGGAGGGCAAGAAGCUGGCGGUCGACGUCUCGAUCUGGAUCUAUCAGGCACAGAUGGCCUACCCGUCGGACCAGCCGUAUCCGCACCUUCGUCUGCUGGUCAACCGACUCUCCAAACUGCUCUUCUACAAAAUCCGCCCGGUUUUCGUGUUCGAUGGACCGCAAGUGCCGAGUUUGAAGCGGAAAGUGAUCGAGGGAAGGCGUCAGAAGCGGGAGGACGAGGACGACAUUCUGAAGAACGCGAAAAAGAUGCGACAGCUCAAGGAGAUCGCGUCGGGCAAAUUGGACGACGUCGAGUUGGCGAAGAGGAUCGACGGAGUGUGCAGUCCGUCGAAGAAGACGGUCCAGAAUGAUGUGUACAAGGACAUUCCGAGCAGUUCGAUCGAUUUGCGGGCGGUCGAUGCGGCCGGAAGAGCACAAACCGAUCGGUUCAACUAUAUCGAGUCUUCUGAUGACGACGACGUCAUCGAAAUUAAAAAAGAAGAAAAAGUUCAAAUUCCGGCUGCCGCACGACGGGUCCAAAUGCAGGGGUUGUUGGAUAAACGAGAAGUGAUGAGGAACAGCCGGUUGAGGCCGGACAUGGUAAUGUAAAACAAGUUGAUGAUUAGUUUGGCCUAAAAACGAAAAUGUUUAGAUUCCAUCCGACUCGAAGAGCUUCAGCAACUUUCAAAUGCAACGAUUGCUCCAAAGAGGACGUCUCAGUGCACAAAUUCAACAGGUUAGUGAGAAGAUUCUAGAAGAAUGCAAGAACGAUCACAUGUUUUUGUAGCUGGCCAACUCAUCCGCCUCGAUCGGCGGCUCCACGCCCUCCGACAAAAUCAACGUGACGGGUCCGGACGGCACUCGUCACGUGCUGCGCCACGCAUUCUCCGACGAGAUUCAAGAAGUGAAAGCCGGUCAGACACGGGAGAUCGAUAAUCUGUACAAGCCUUCGGGGCUCGAGAUGACGCUGGACGUGUUCAACGUGGAGUACGGCGGACGGGCGCUGAGCAGAGAGGCGACGCCCGACGAUGAGCGAGAGGAGUUUGUCGAGAAGAUGGAGGAGCGGUUGAUGGAUCGGAAGGAGGGGUGGACGAGCAAAUCGGCCAUGCUAGAGGUGAUUGCGAGAAAGCGAAUCCGACUGCAUUACGGGGCGAAGGAGGGCGAGGAAGAGAAAGAGAGGGAGAAGGAGUUGGAGUUAGAAGUAAGCGACGACGAAAUGGCGCUGCAGGAGGUGCUCCUAGAGUCGGCUUCUAAAGGAAUCGAUGAGAAAAUGGAGAAAGAGUGGGAUCCGCAAAGGUACGAUCCUCCGAGCACCUCUACCAACCAUUACGACGACGACUACAUCCGUCUCAACUACGACGACGAUGAUCGGACGCCUCAACUCUACCGCGACCUCCAGGAGUUCCUCACCAACUGCGGUGUUCCGUGGAUCGAAGCGCCCGGAGAGGCGGAGGCGCAAUGCGUCGAGCUGGAAACACUCGGACUCGUCGACGGCGUCGUGUCCGACGAUAGCGAUGUGUGGGCGUUCGGCGUGCGACACGUCUACCGGCACAUGUUUGCAAAGACGAAGCGAGUGCAGAGGUACGGAGAGCGGACGGCCGGGAAUAAGGAAAACUGCCGAUUGUUUUGUCUGCAACGCGAGGAUUUCAUUGCUAUUGCGAUGCUCUCCGGCGGCGAUUAUUGUAGCGGAUUGAGCAAGGUGGGCACGAUCGGAGCACUGGAGCUCGUAUCAGAGUUUGUGGAGCAACAGAAAGAGGAGCAGAAAGAGAAGAAAGAGGAGAUGGAAGAUGCCGAGAACAGGGUUUGUGUUAGUUUCAGACUAUUCAACAAAUGACGGAUGCUCAGAUAAUGCGAUUGCUCUCGAAAGUACGCCAUUUGUUCGUAUCGUCGCCGGAAGAAGCUCGGCGAGCGAGUCGGACGGCGAUGCAGAUGAGAAGACACGUCACAGAAGCCAACGAACGGGACACUAUUGAAAUGGUGUGGGCUGAGCAAACUCACGUUUGAUGAAAAGCACACAAAUACCUUUUGCAGGUGUGCUCGAAUCGAGAAGCCGUGCACGCGUACCUCCACCCGCUCGUCGACCGAUCCACCGAACACUUCCGCUGGCGUCCGAUGAACAUUCCGCUCGUCCGUUCCACCCUUCAACAACGUCUUAACUGGCCCGAUCGCAGCCAGCAGCACGAGGAGAAGAACUCGUUCGACGCAUUCGAAAAAUGGAAUGUGUUCCUGCGCGAAGAGCACGGACGGUCUCAAAUGCGUCUCGACCGGUUUUUCGCGCAGAAAACCGACAGUUCGUUGGAGUUAAAGUGGUCGAAGCGAGUGAUAGAGGCGAUGAAGAGGAUUGAGAAACGGAGGAAGGGCGAGGAAGAGGAAGUGGAAGAGAUUCCGAUGGAGGAGAGCAAGAAGGGGAGUCCAAAGAAGACGGCGACACGUGGCAGAGGACGAGGCCGUGGACGAGGUGGAAGAGGUCGUGGUCGUGCGAGCACGAAAAUACCUAGAAAAGAGCUAAAUUUAUCAGAAGAAAGCAGUGAUUCGUUUGAUGAUUUGUAAACGUUAAUUGAAUUGAUCUCGAAGAAAUUUUAUCACCAGGAAAUGAAAACUAGCAUACAAUUCAAUAUAAUUCAAACUUUUCUAUAGUCCCUAUCGUUUUUUAAACGUUUUGGUGUCUUUUGAUGCCUAAUCUUGUUCUUACUGAUCAAAUCAGGCAUUUCUGAUUUUAGACAAAUAGUACAAAAGUGAUAGAUUCGAGAAAAAUCACUUUUAUCACAAAGGCUGACAUUGGCCCAAGUACCACCGCCAUCACCAACGCAGGCCAGACGGUUUCUCGAGAAUGCGAUGAGUCAGCUUUUCGGACGCAUGGUGAUCAUAAAGAUGAUAUAGAAUUUGAUGUUCGCCAGGCUCAGCUCCUUCUUCCCGAAGAAAAAAAACCGCGUUCACUACUUGAGCGACAAGGAGUUGGUCAGUUUUAUGUUUUAUACGUUAAUUAGUUACUUUCAAACUGUUUGCGUUCCCGAUUGAGGAGACGGGAGAGGACGGUGACGAAACUCGUGCUGCUGAUACAAUUCCUCCUGUCAAGCGUGGAAAAGACACUGCCGCGACUGUAGUGGACGAAACUGGUCGCAAUUAAAGAAGUAGCGGAAAUGGAAGCCUUUUACAUGGAAUGGAAUAAUGCCGUCGGCAAAAAGAAGAAGCAAUGUAUUUCUGCGGUUAGUUUAGUACAUGACUUUAUGUUUACUCUCUGUCCCACAUUCAGAUACUCUUCUAGAGACGGAUGCUUAAAGAUGCCUCCAGGACAAAGAAACCAAUAGUUGGUGUAUUGACAUUUCAUGCGAAACGAGUUUCGUCGGGUGCGCAGCGGUCGCGUCGCGUGCCGAGGGUCUCGCCGCGACGGGAAGAUUUACGGUUGCGAAUUUUCGUAAAUAAAUUCACUUGCAGAUUCGAAAUUGUUCCGCUGCUGGCCAUUUUCAAAAAAAUCGAUUUUUCUGUGUCAGUUUUUUCAAAAAGUCAACAGUGUUCCUAUCUUUUUCUUAUCGCUCUUGUAUAAUUCCUGUACGCACCUUUACUUUCUUUCUUCUCGCUCGACUGUUUUUUUUUAAAUUUUCUUCUAUGCAAAUUUGUACUUUCAGGUGGCGGUACAUACAAUAGAGCAUGGCCCCGGUUCGACCUUGUCAACUAAACUCAGUAAGUCGUUUUAUUUUCGUUUUCACAAAAACUGAUGAUAGUUAGAAAGAGCUCUUGUGCUCGAAUGGUAAGUGAUAAUUUGAUAUGACAUGCAUUUUAUGCCGUCACGAUGAUCCCUAAAAGGGGGAGAAUAACGGCGUCUUAUGCUCAUUUCAAAUGAUACCAUUCACAAUUCUAGUGAGAAGUCUUCACGAACACGAACGAAUUCCUCCCGAUGAAUCUCUUUUGCGCUGCAUUUCGAACAAUCCCAUAGAAGCGGUCGGUUCCCUAGAUUAUUUUCUAAACGGGGAAACUGAAUCCAACAUUUUAAUUUCAGAUGAAAGCUGAGUGGAUGAGAUGUCCGCGAUGCAAGACCAAACAAUUGAAGCCAGAAGUGAUUUCGACGGAUAAAAACGGUUCUGACAAGCUGUGGUGGAUCUGUGAAAAUUACGCUGUAAGUUGAAUUUUUUCAAGAGAUUCCUCGAAUAAUUACAUUUUAAUUUCAGAAAUGUAUGUUCCCGCUUGAUAUGCCGCCAAAAAUUUAUCAUGUCACGCAAACUGCCUGCCAGAAGAGAGAUGGAUAUGUCCCAUUGCCGAAAAUUCAGUCGAUUCCCUCAAAGUACCGCUAUAUGUAUCCGAUAACAUUUUCUGAUUCUCGGCCACCUUCCCGAUGCUCCAGCACUGCUUUCACUAAGACUGGCUCUCGCACUUCUUCGGAUGCCACCAGUAUAGUUUCGGAAAAGUCUAGCGGGAAGAAUCGAUUAAAAGCAGACGCUCGUUCUACGAACAGUGUUAUAACCACAAGCUCCGGAGUCGCAUCUACUUCCGACCCUUCUGAAACAAUUGGAGAUCAAGAUAACAUUGACGACGAGCUUGAAGCAGCUGCGAAGAAGCCAGAAACAUGUAGAGUAGUCAAGAAGCGUGUCCGUGAUAGCUCAAGGUCGUGGAGCAGUCUGCUCGAAAAAUUGGCUUCGGAUCCCGUUGCUGCCAACACAAUUAUUAACAUGGAGGUACGUUAUCCCUUCAGAAAAUGUUAUUAUAAUUUAAAAAAAUUUCCAGGAAUCCGAGUUGUUCCACAGGAUGAAAGAGUUCUUUGAUGACCAGUACUACCGAGGCACGGCGAUCGUCUUCAGACGGCACGCGACACGGUUUGUCAACAAUUCUCGGAACGGUCGAAACCAAUCUGACGUUUCCAGGAGAGUUACAUAUCGAGUUGACGAUGUGGAGAACUGCCUUCGGGCGAUCACUCACGAUGACUGGGAAAGCGCCAAAAAGCGUAUGACAGUAAACACUCGAGGCGUCAUGCAAUCUGCAAACGCUCAGGAGCUUUUGAAGACCGUUGGAAUCGAUUUAGAAAACGUGAAGAAGGCCGUUCAACAGAAAGUUACGAAUGUUAUGGUAAACGCUGCCAUUGUGAAACCGAUCUCAUCCAUAACCUUUCAGAGCGGAUUCAGCCAAGAAAGGCUUGUAAAACGACGGAAGCUCGAGGAGAACAGACAAGCAGACAAGGCUGCGCGGAAGGAAUCGCUUCAGAACGAAAUACAUCUGUCGGUGUCCGCCAGAAUAUUGAACAAGAAAAUGAGGAAAGAGGACGAGGAGAGAUCCCGGACUUGCACUCCGGCGCCUUCUUGCUCCUCAGAACCAGCAAAUUUAUCGUAUUUCGAAAGUUCAUCACGCGAGGAGCACCAACCCUCUCAACCAGUGCAUUUUCAAGUAGAAAACGGCGAGGAGACGGAUCACAACUGGGGAUUCGAUUUGGAUGGACUUUAUGAGAGUAUUCAUGCGCAAAACAAUCAGUUCCCGGCCGAUGAACAUUCGAAUGAUCCCUAUGACGCAAUGCUUUUCCAACUGGACGACUCGGCGCCAAAUAACGAAGCGCAACCGCAGAAUGCUGAGCCUUUGGUCGAUCAGUCAGGAGAACGAACUCACGUUGAGCAGGACGAAUAUUCCGGUUUCGAUGAUUUCAGUGGCCUUGCAGAUUCAACUUAUGAUUUCGUAAAUGAUAAUUUCGGAUUCUAAAACCCUAUUGUUCUUGUUUUUCAGUGUCUUCGUAAUAUCGUGUAUUAAAAACAGGCAUCUCUUCUCUUUAUAAAUUUUCAAAUUAUAAGCCUUUUUGUUCUGAUCGGGCGCACAAUUGUCACUAACUUUCACAAUAUCUCAAAAAAAAAAAACAAAUGCGCACAGUGAUAUCACGAAUCGGUUGGUUCAGAUGGACUACGAAGUAUGUCGUAAAGUGUGGGAAUCGCAGGUUCCCGUCCAAUUCACCAUCCAAUCGGGAAGUCCUAUGGGCGACCCACUUCCCUAUUACACAAUGCUCCCGCGCUUCUCCUAUUUGGCUCUUUGCCUGCCCAAAGUGCUCAGCUACUUCGACCGUCGGGAGGACGGCGAGAAGGUUCAGGGCGAAAAGGUGUGGCUGGAGACGAACGGAUCUCCCGCGAAGAUGUACGUUCCGAUCGGAGUGCUCUACGAUCUUCAGAAUCUCGAGGACGACGCGAUUCUCGAGUUUAACGUACGCACGUCGACGCCUCCUGCCGAGUUCAUGGCCGUUGAUCGGAAUAUGAUGGAGACGAUGUUCAUGCAGAGUAUCAAAGAAGCCGACUACCUGAAGACGAAGGCGGAAACGACGAAUAACAUGCAGAAGGAGGAGUACUCGCAGUUGUGGCGGAGCGUCGCCAAUAGUGAGUGCUCAGAGUGUUCGACCGACCGCAUCCGAUUUGAUGAAUUUUAGACAACUUUGACGAGUUCUGGACGAUCAUUCAGAAACUGAUGGAGACGAAGGACGGCAAGGAGUUCGAUCACAUUCCCUUGAGGGUUUACGUCAAAAAGCAGCCUUUCAAACAGGUAAUUCCGUGUUUGAAGAAAUUGCAAUGCUCCAACUGAUUCCAGAUUCUGAUCUCCGCGAAAGACGAUGCAGGCUCGCUCCGAACACUUGGCGAGGCGGUUAACGAAGUUCUCAAAACCUCCGACGAUGGCGCGUCUUCAGAAGAGGAACGGCAUCUGAUUUCACACGGAAUCGAUGUUCCCGCUCACACCCCAUUGAUUUUCGCCGCCAAAAACUUGUCCUAUCCGGAUAAUUUUGUUCAUAUUGCCGUCUUGUGA